AUGAAAGCACCCAUCAUGUCCGCACCGGAAGAAGAACGGUGGCAGUGGGAGCAGUCGGCAGAGCGACAUUUCGCUCGCUGUUGGGAUCCAGACGAGCAGGAGGAGACGGAUGAGGCUUCUAUUGCUCGUAAAGAGUUAAGAAUGCUAUCGUUCUCUCAUCCGGGGAAAUUCAUGGAUAACUUUGACCCAGAGAGAAGCACACGGGAAAUGCGUAAGAUGAACCGCAGAAUCUACAGAGAAACUCUACGUAAGAACCAGCUCUAUGAUGAGACAGGCCACCUGAUUGAGAAUGGUAAGGACCUAUGUGACUGUCUGGAGGUUGAGUGUCCAGGCUGUCACUACCCAUGUCACAGGUGUCAGUCCCCCAAGUGUGGUACAGAGUGCCGUGCCAGCAGGAAGUGGGUGUAUGAAUUUGUUGAGGUGGAGGGUACCAACCUGGUCAUUAAGUGGCCAUCUAAUAGCAAGUCAUGAUGAGUUAUCUCCCCUCUAUUACUUACAUUGGACCAGCUGUGAAGGCCAGAGAUGAGGAGACCAAAUAUAGCAGAAAAGCUCCAAAUGUGCCAAAUUGAGGAAAUAGAAUAUAGGACAUGUUUCAUCAGUUCCAUGUUGAAACUGCAAAAACAAUUACACCUUGCCAAAUUUGGUAUGUGGGAAUGAGAAAAUGAUGACCGGUUUAUUUAGUAUUGAAGCCUCAUCUGAAUUACCUCCUUGUCACAAUGUUAUACUUUGGUUUUUGAUGUGUUAAACUGUGAAAAUGGCACCUCACCUACUGAAGUAGGCAUAUGCAGUAUGUAAGUUAUGUCACAACAGUGGCAACUAUAUCUGAGCAACAGAUUGUGGAAAAACAGAACAUUAGCCAGAGAGUUUUGUACAUCUUAAAUGAAGAUUUCAGUUUAGAUAGAAUAUACAUGUACAUUUUUGAUGGAGUUUGCCGACGCUGUAAGUCUGCUGUACAAUACAGUACGUGUGUUUACAUGAGGAGGUAUUUAAGUUUCCACUGCAUGGUUUAAAAUUUAUGUAGCAUUUGUCCUGGGCUUUUCAAAUUUGCAUACAAAAUGAAAUUCUGUCUUGAAGGUACAUGUAGGUCUUCAGCUAGGCUUGCUUCUAUGGCACCCUGUUGAUACAGAAUUAAGAAUUUCUUUUUAUAGUGAUUCUAAUAAAUUUAUGAUAAACACAAAAAAAUGCACCAGAGCAAGAAAACAAAGUGUUCGAAGCCUGGCUUAAGACAACUCAAGUUAAAUCCACUGAGAUAUGUUUGUAUGUUAUUUGUUUGACUCCAGAAUGAAUGAAUGAACGUUUUUUUCCAAUCUGAAAUUCAAUGAAGGAAACCAAGAUAAAAGUACUUCUCAAUGAAAAGAAGACUAAUAUUUAAGGUUUUUCUCAUUUUCCUGAGGUUGAUUACUGGUGGUCAGUAUAAAAGUAGAUAUGUCAUGGUUAUUGUAAGACGCAGGUGAUGUUACUACAGAAUAUUCAUGAAGUAUUCUUCAUCAAAGGGUUUACAUGGUCUGAUGUAGAAAUUUAGUGUCACUGUGUUGUACAUUUUUCAUAUCUUUGAUUCGAUGGAAAAUGAAACUUGCCUGUGUUCAUUCUAAUUGUGUCAUUAAAGCAAUCCUUUAUACAAGUGUAGGUCUGGCAGCAAUUUGCAAAUGGUUGUGGGUUUCCUCGGGGCUCUGCCCGGUUUCUUCCCACCAUAAUGCUGGUGGCCCUCGUAUAAGUGAGAUAUUAUUGAGUAUGGCGUAAAACGCCAAUCAAAUAAAUAAAUAAAUGUAUACAAGUGUGAUUCUCAAAUACUAUGUGACUGUGGACUUGAUACAUGCAAAUGAAAUUUGUCAAAAUGGGACAAGUAGAAAAUUCAACCUGCUCAGGAUAAUUUGAAAAGAUCACGGUGAACAUAAUAUUUUUAAGAUUGAUGUAAAUUCUGCAUCUUGUAAAUUCUUAAUCAAUUCAAGCUGUCAAUCAGUCAGUGUUAUAUUUACAGACAAGUUCUUUAAAGCAUAUAUAGAACAUACUUUGCAUUAUUUCCUAAAGAUUUUUAAAAGAGUAUGUCAUGAAUCAAUUCACUGAUUAUCGUGUGGUUUACUUGGUUGUACAUGUAAUUAUUUUGUUGACAAAAGAAGCACAGUAUUUGGUAGGAUAUCUGAUUAUGUUCUUUAAUAAAUGGUGA
Molecule: messenger RNA, 2164 nt
Organism: Liolophura sinensis
Lineage: Eukaryota; Metazoa; Mollusca; Polyplacophora; Chitonida; Chitonidae
Product: ARL14 effector protein-like
Exons: 3
Coding region: 1-471 (156 amino acids)
Cellular component (GO): intracellular membrane-bounded organelle
Source: RefSeq, a predicted model, not a curated record